CUCAGAGGCGAUAUGUGGGGGAUUUGCAAUGUUUUAUGUCGGUGUUUCUAUACGGUGCUUUACGGUAAUUCCUCCCAUGAUGCUUUUCUGUGGGACGCUGUUUAUGGUUUGCAUUGGUGGUCUGUCUCUAAAUAUCGUAAUGGUUUGAGCAUAAAGGUUUUCUCUUAUUGUCGAGUACAGGCAAAACAUCUUUAUUAAAAGAUUACGACUGCGAAAAAUCUGACCAUUUAAGAGCUCCGGUAAAUGAUGGACAUCAUGAACACUGUUGAUUUUCACACACAGUUAACAUCCAUAAUGGAAGUGUUGGCGAAAACAGCUGUUGUUGAAAUAGGCAAACUUUUCGAUGAGAAUUAUUCGUUAUUGAGAUUAGAGAUAUCGCGAUGUACAAACGAAAACGACUCUCUGAGAAAGAAAUGUUUGUUUCUGGAGACUGAACUUCAGGCUGCCCGGAGAAACACCAGCAGGAUGAACGAGACUGAAGCUUCAUUCAGCGUCAGCGACGGACUGACAGACACUGGACAUCGUCCUGCAAUUGACAACGUGUUUGGUAAGGACUGGUGCAUUAACCUGUGGAGACACGAGGAGUCAAACAGUGGUCAAAAUGAGGACACAAAUCUGAGCUCUUCAGUCGAGACAGUUAAUUUGUUGGAUGAAGAACCAGACACGAUCCUGAUUAAAGAUGAGACAUUUGAGGAUUGCCCAAGUAAAAAUAAAACUGAAGAUAGAAGCAACAGUUUGAGAAAUACAGGACCUGCAGUGGGCAGCAAUGAAAGAUGUGAUGCUGAGACUUCCGCAGAUUUUAUCACAUACACAAUACCUACAUAUGACCAAGUGAAAUCAAACGUACAGCGGAGAGAAGCAGAAAAACAAACUUUUAAUGCAAGACUUUCUACUCAUGGAAACAGUCCAACACAGCCACAUUUGAAAACUGAUCAGCUUGUUUCAACUUUUACCAGUAGCAUUAAAUUCAGCAGUACACAAAACCAGACAAGCGCUUCAGAAGAUAAAAAGAUUGAAUGUAUACUCUGUGGAAAAGCCUUUACGUAUUUAAGCUAUCUAAAGGUACACAUGCGGACACACACUGGAGAAAAACCUUUUGUCUGUACAAUAUGUGGCAAACGAUUUGCCCAAAAAACCUACCUGACAAUACACCAGCGAACUCAUUCUGGUGAGAGGCCGUACACGUGCAUGGAAUGUGGGAAAAGUUUUUCCCAAAAGUGUUCUCUUACUGUGCAUCUCCGAAGCCACACCGGAGAAAAGCCUUAUAGUUGUGUCGAAUGUGGUAAAAGCUACACGUACAAACAUGGUUUUAAUACACACCAGUGCAUUAGUUAAACAUCUAUUUUUCACUUUAGUCUAAAAAUAUUUCUGUUACAAAUAUUCUGCCCCAUAAACCAUUAAAAAGAGAAACCUUUCAGAAAAUGUACUGACUGACCUAAAUACGUGAUCAUACAGUGUACAUUAUAUGCAUCUUAGGGUGUGACACAUCUAGAUGACGCUCAGUUGUUGACCAAACCACUGGCAAGACAUAUUUCCAUCACUAUGAUUUUAUACGCAUUUUAUUGCAUCAAAAACAAGUGAUGGAAACGCCAAACUUCGAGUAAAAUCCCUUAAUUUACGCUCGCUUGAGGUGGUUUUUGAUUUAGAGAUAAUGCGAAUAAUGGGAGAUGGAAACGCAUUUGCAGAAUUAAUUCUGACAAAACGAACAUUAAACCCACGUGACUGACCGUCAAGCUGUUUCCGCUGUCACUGUCUUUACCAUAUAUGGUGCUCGACAUCAUCGGAAUGCCCUUGCUGCUAGUGCCUGCAUCAAAAAUGUUGCAUUCCUUCUUCUGUGCACAGCAUUCAGGCAAUUACAAGCUGCACUGCUAAUAAAUGAAUAACUUGCCCCAUCGUGACUACAUGCAGUCCUGUCUCCAUUUUCCAAGCGUGCCUUGUUUUGUUUACUGUUGGUUACUACACUGUCAUUCCCUUAAACAACUUGAUGGAAAUGUAGCUAAUUCGCAUUUGUUUGUUUCUUUUUUGCGUAUUUCGAAAAGAUUCGCUUCACGUUUGGAUGGGAAGGGAACCCAAUUAUUGUUUGUCUUUUUUUCAGGGGAUUAACCACAUUCAAUUGGUGGCAGAGAUUAUUAGUAUAAGCAAUUGCUCGGAUUGGCCGAUCAUUUAGUGAAGUAGCACAUGAGAGUAUGAAACAGAAAUGCAAGCAAGUGAUGAAAUCAAUGGGAAUAGGCAUUGAUAACAAGCAAUAUAUAACUACAUAAACCAUACCACUUUUUUGGGUGGGGUGGGUAACUCUGGGGUAUCUUUUACCUGGAUUAUCAUUUUUAUAUUUUUCCCUUUUGUCUUCCGAAAACAGUUGUUUCUUAAAGAAAUGUUUAUACUGUUGUUAUUUUUUACUUAAGUGUUUAAUUGAAUAAAAUGUUUUAGUUGUA
This is a messenger RNA of Misgurnus anguillicaudatus (oriental weatherfish), 2432 nucleotides long. RefSeq lists its product as uncharacterized. NCBI's taxonomy places the organism in Eukaryota, Metazoa, Chordata, Actinopteri, Cypriniformes, Cobitidae. Gene Ontology annotation, biological process: regulation of gene expression. The record is from RefSeq and is a predicted model, not a curated record. Gene Ontology annotation, cellular component: nucleus.